This is a messenger RNA of Aquila chrysaetos chrysaetos, 2818 nucleotides long. It is a transcript of the gene E4F1, whose product is annotated as E4F transcription factor 1. The coding region runs from base 140 to 2515 and encodes 791 amino acids. NCBI's taxonomy places the organism in Eukaryota, Metazoa, Chordata, Aves, Accipitriformes, Accipitridae. Gene Ontology annotation, biological process: regulation of transcription by RNA polymerase II. Gene Ontology annotation, cellular component: nucleus. The transcript has 14 exons. Gene Ontology annotation, molecular function: RNA polymerase II cis-regulatory region sequence-specific DNA binding; DNA-binding transcription factor activity, RNA polymerase II-specific. The record is from RefSeq and is a predicted model, not a curated record.
CCGCGGCCGCGCGCGGCUCCGUUCCCCCGCCGAGCCCCCCCGCCCCUUCCCCCGCGGCGGCCCGUCCCGCGGCACGCGGCCCGUUGUUAUGACGACACGGCCGUAAAGCCGCCAUCUUGGCGGUGCGGCUCGUUGCGACAUGGAGGCCGCGAUGGCAACGAGCGCGGGGCCGGCGGGGCUUACGGCAGCCGCGGCCGAGGAGCGGGAGGGGGCGGCGGCCGCGGGCUCCGACCCCGCCGCGCCGUCCGCCGGCCCCGCCGCCUUCCUCCGCCUCCCGGCGCCCUUCAGCGAGGAAGAUGAAGAUGACGUGCAUAAGUGCGGUCGCUGCCAGUCGGAGUUCACCUCCUUGGAAGAAUUUGUGCAACACAAAUUACAAAAGGUCUGCCAGCGAGCUCCAGAAGCUCUCGCUGCUGCAUCAGCAGGUCUCCUCAACCAAGAAGUACAAAAGCAGGUCAUUCCUUCUGUCGAGGAGUCGAUAACUGUUGCUCAUAUAGUUGUUGAAGCAUCUUCAAUAGCAGAGGAAAUCAGCAACGCAUCUGCUAUAGUAGGUAGUGGGCACAUCAAAGAAGUCAUUGUUGCAGGAGACCACGUUUUUGAAAACCCAAAUGGUCAUGUCGAUGGGGAAGUCACUGAAGAGCAAGGCAACCCUGAAGAUCAGGAGCAGGACAUUGCCACAGAACUGAUAAAGGUUAAGCUGCUGAUUAACAAAGAAGGGCGAUAUGUAUGUGAAUUAUGCCAGAAGACGUUUAAAACAGCAAGCAUCCUCAAAGCUCACAUGAUCACGCACAGCAGCAGAAAGGACUAUGAAUGUAAACUCUGUGGAACUUCCUUCAGGACAAAAGGGUCUCUGAUUAGACACCAUCGGCGUCACACUGAUGAAAGACCUUACAAAUGCAAGAAAUGUGGGAAAAGCUUCCGGGAAUCAGGAGCUUUGACUCGGCACCUGAAAUCUCUGACACCUUGCACUGAAAAAAUCCGCUUCAACAUGAACAAAGAAAUAGUAGUCAAUAAAGAUGAUUUGCCAACAGGAUCCUGUAGUUCAAACACGGACACCGUUUCAUCAAUAGCGAGUGAAUCCAUUGAGACCUCGCCCGUCAUUCAUCUUGUCACAGAUGCAAAAGGCAACGUUCUUCAUGAAGUCCACGUCCAAAUGCAGGAACUUCCUGUUGUAGAUGCAAAAUCCCUGGACCAAGAUUCGCAUCCUGAGGAGCUGCCGUGUGAGGGGGAAGUGAACAGUGAGAAUCUGCUGAGGCAGGCCAUGAGGAAUUCGGGUAUUGUGAUAGAGAGGGUCACUAUGGAGGAAAUGCAAAAGCCAGAUGAGCAUGCUGUGGCUGCUACAGAAGAAAUAGAAAAUGAAGUGGUGGAAGCAGAAGAGGAGCCGUGUGAGGAACAGUGUAUUGAAGUAGAACAAGUGGAGUCGACAGAUGCAGAAAGAACAAAUGGGUACAAAAGUUACGUUUGCCCUCACUGUAAUGAAGCCUUCAGUGAAGUGAAUUCCCUUGAAACACACAUCAAAGGUCAUUUAGAUUACAAGCCUUUUAAGUGUGAGGAGUGUGGCAAAGAGUUCACAAAAGGCUAUCUGCUAAAAAAGCAUCAAGAAGUGCACGUGAAUGAACGGCGCUUCCGCUGUGGAGAGUGCGGCAAGCUCUACAAGACCAUUGCACAUGUGAAGGGGCAUCGAAGAGUGCAUUCUGAUGAGCGGCCGUAUUCCUGUCCAAAGUGUGGCAAGCGGUACAAGACAAAGAAUGCCCAGCAAGUUCAUUUCCGUACGCAUUUAGAGGAUAAGCCUUAUGUGUGCCAGUACUGCAGUCGGGGCUUUCGGGAAAAGGGCUCGCUGGUCCGCCACAUCCGCCAUCACACGGGGGAAAAGCCUUUUAAGUGUUACAAGUGCGGGCGAGGGUUUGCAGAGCAUGGCACUCUCAACAGGCACUUAAAAACCAAAGGUGGCUGCCUCCUUGCUUUGAAAGAGGUGGAAGAAGUGAUCAUGUCUGAGGAAAGUCAGUCAGCUGACAAUUUAGCUGCAACAGUCAUUUCUGAAGAUCCUCACACUGUUUUGGUAGAGUUUUCUUCAGUGGUGGCAGACACUCAGGAAUACAUCAUUGAGACUGCUACAGAAGACAUUGAGACCAGCGAAGCUACUGAAAUAAUUGAGGGAACAAGACAUGAGGUUGACAGCCACAUUAUGAAGGUUGUGCAACAAAUAGUAAAUCAAGCAAACUCUGGUCACCAGAUCAUUGUACAGAAUGUCACCGUGGCAGAAAACUCUGAAGUAACCACAGAUGCUGCGGACACCAUCACCAUUGCGACCCCCGAAAGCCUCACGGAGCAGGUUGCUAUGACGCUGGCUUCCGCCAUCGGAGAAGGAGCAGUGCUGACUACGGAGGGUAGCAUCGAGACCGAAGAAGCAACGGUGACGAUGGUGGCAUCUGAGGAUAUUGAAAUAAUGGAACAUGCAGGAGAGUUUGUGAUCGCCUCCGAGGAGGGGGAGGUGGAAGUCCAGACUGUGAUUGUGUAAUGAACAGCAUGCAGCUAGUGACAGAUGUUAAAUGUAAAACUUACUAUUUUUCUCCUAUUUGGGGAAUUUGAUCAGUCCUAAGUUUGCCAUUAUAAUUGUUCAGAGAGCAAGGGAGAGAAUGCUUCUAUAGGUAAGUGGCUUAACAGGAUGGUACAGCCCCACAAUGUUUUCUGUUUAAAAUGGAAAUAACAGUAGUUUAAAACCUCUGCAUGGUUAUACUGUGGAAGUGACUGAUAGGCCGUAUUUGACAGUCUUGGCGUUUUGUACAGCUGCCUCAAAUAAAGGAAGAUCCUUUGCAAAGCA